This is a messenger RNA of Diorhabda sublineata, 1478 nucleotides long. RefSeq lists its product as uncharacterized. NCBI's taxonomy places the organism in Eukaryota, Metazoa, Arthropoda, Insecta, Coleoptera, Chrysomelidae. The transcript is spliced from 3 exons. Bases 315 to 737 code for a protein of 140 amino acids. The record is from RefSeq and is a predicted model, not a curated record.
GACAGACAUUUCAUAUUCAAACAUAAAUGGUCGUUUAUAUGUAAUUUUCAAAUUGUGUUUAGGUUUAUACUCAUAGGAAUUCUGUUUUGCAGCAUAAUUAAUGAAUUGUUAAAAUAUUUUAAUAUAGUGCAGACGUUUAAGAACUCAUUAUAAGUGCUUUUAAUACUAUAUAAGUAUAUUGAAAACAUUUCGUAAAGUGAUUAUACAAAGUCCAAAUAUGUAUUGAGAUGUGAUUAUGCAGUAGAGAUAUUGUAAUAAUAGUUUUCUAUUAAUAAAAGUAGAUAAAAUUGGAAUUUGCGUUGUCUGAAAACAAUAUGGAUAGUAAGUUUAGGACUUCAAUUUUGAAGCUCAACAAAUGUGUCAGUGAAUUCAAUGAUUCAACAACUGAUUAUAGAGAAGUAAGAAGAGUUAGUUUUGCCAGUAGCAAUUUUAUUAAGCUGUUUGCAGCAGAUCCUGAAAAAAAUACAAUUUGGGAUAACACUUAUGAAGAAGUGCUCGCUGAUUCAACCAGAUCUAAUGACCAUGAAAUUCUAGACAUGACUUUGGAAGUAACAGAUUUCAAAGAAUGCGAUAAAGAAAAUUAUAUAAUGAUUAAUCCGUUUAGUGAUAGCGACUUCAAAAAUAAAUCUCUCUUUUUCGAAGCAAACGUUACUUCAAAUUCUGAGCAAGAUAUGGAGUUCACAAAUGUCUUACAAAAUUUUGCAAUAGCUAGUAAAAUGCAAAUAGAAAAUACGUAGAGAAAAUUAGAAGAUAAAACAUCCAAAAUAUAUUCAACAGAUAAUGCGGAAAAAACAACAAACGAAAUAGAAAACAUGCAAUUUAUAUGCGCUUAUCAAAUUUCUGAUAACGUAAAAUGUGUGGACCUAAUCGAUAAUGUUGUAGAAGAAAACAUGGAGCUCACUUGUGCUAUAACACUAUUUAAUAAUCAAGGCACAGUAAAUAAUGAAAUCACCCAUACUGAAAGAGAUUAUAGAAAAAAAGUGGCCCUUAAGAAUAGUUCAGGUGACUCAAAAUUACAAGAAAAACCUUUUGAUACGCUACAGGAUGAAAAUUUUGUUUCGGUAUUCUGUUGCUAAUUUGAUCUAAUUUUAUAUUCCUAAAUUAAAACUACAUGUUUUCAUUCAACAUUUUUCAAGGGUAGGUAGAUUUAAACAAAUAAAAUAGCGCCCUCUAGCGUAUACGUUACUCAUUAGGUUAUUUCGAAAUUAUAACUCUUACAUUGGUAGAAAGGAGUUCUCUAUAAAUGGUUCCCGAGAUAUGGCCGAGAACCAUUCUUAUUGAGACACCCAUACAAAAUUACUCACUACUAUUAAAGACGAAGAACAAAAACUAAAAUAUAUAACUAAAUAUAACUAAAGAGGAAUUAAUGAAACUUUAGAGCAAUUACAUGAACUUUAUUAUUAGAAAAACACGAGAACAGUCACAAACUAUAUUAAUAAUUGUAGUAUUUGUCAAAACAAUAAAUAUUAGAGACAGAA